Messenger RNA from Solanum lycopersicum (tomato), 3018 nucleotides. Its product is annotated as sister chromatid cohesion 1 protein 2. Gene Ontology annotation, molecular function: protein binding; chromatin binding. The record is from RefSeq and is a predicted model, not a curated record. Gene Ontology annotation, biological process: sister chromatid cohesion; replication-born double-strand break repair via sister chromatid exchange. Gene Ontology annotation, cellular component: cohesin complex. NCBI's taxonomy places the organism in Eukaryota, Viridiplantae, Streptophyta, Magnoliopsida, Solanales, Solanaceae.
AUGGAGACUUAUUACAAGAACAAAAAGUAGUCUUUUUAAUUAAGAUGGUGUUUUUUUAUCUUUCUUCUUCUCCUGUAAACGCUUUUCUCCUAACCUCUUUUCUAUUUGUAUUUAUUUUCUUCAUACAUUAAGACAGAGUGAGAGGUUGUUUCUUUACCCUUUAGAGAACCCUGAUUUCUAAUUUAACCACAGUGUUAUUUAUUGGAAUUUAGUGUUCUGUUGACUUACUAGUAAAAAGAGACGUGCUGCUGACAUGAGUUUGGCGGAUUUCUUUACAUAGCUCUCGCAUGCACAGUUCAUAUAGUUUAUUUUUGUCCCAAAUUGCAGCUACUAGUUACCUUUUGUCUCCAUUGUGUUAGAUGUCAUCCCUACAUCAACUAUAGCCUUCUAUUUUUCACAUAUAGUUGGAUGGCUGAACAGUUGUGCUCAAAUUGAGUGCUAAAACCAUACAUUUUUAAACUAGAUUUUUCGUAAACCACUGCUUGUCAAUCACAUCGGAAAGUCGUUGGGUCAUUAGAGACCUCUCUCGGCAAAUAAUUUUACCACAAUGCCCCAAUUAAGUACUACCACUUAUAGGAAUCUUCUUUCCUAGUAGAAUGCCCCCCAUGAGAAGAAAGAAUAUUGUGGUGCUCAGCUUCUCGUUGAACCUCGUGGGUAAACUAAUGAAUGGAAGAAUGUGAUUUGAUCACAGAAUAGAAUCGGGGUUUUGGUCAUGAAGAGAAAAUUCUGCAUGAUGAAGCUCCUGUGGUCACAUACAGAAUUUUAGGUCACCUGCUCCUGGGUGUGGUUAGAAUAUAUUCGAAAAAAGUGGAGUAUCUUUUCAAAGACUGUAAUAAUGUUCUUGUUAACCUUGCUGAUUUUUCAACUCGCAAUAGACCAACUAGUAAACCAUCAGUUGUAAGGAUCGCGGGUAUGCAUGCUCCUGUCCACUCUAUCACCCGACCAAAGAAAUUUGAACUGGAUACUUUUGAUCUGGAAGUCUUGGAAGAUCAAGACGCAAACAGUCAUUUCGCAUCCCGUGAAGAAAUCACGCUUUCCGAUGCUCAGGAAAAUUUAGUUUUUGGCUCAUCUUGCAAGUAUGAGGAAGGUGUCUCUCAUUCAGAGUUGAAGUCCACAAAUCACACUCCAGUUAGAGACAUAUAUUCACCUCACCUGAUGGACAAAGAUUUGGACUUCAACCCAUCAGUUGGGUCAAGCCACGUGGAAGCUAUGUGGAACCUUAAUGAGACUAGAUUCUCCUUGGAAGAGCGCUUUGAACCAAUGACCUUUGGGGACAUUGAAAUUCAGAUGAUCUUUGAUAGGAAAGCUGAUCACCAGACUGGUGAUGAGCAAAUGAAAGAGUCGAGUGCUGGGAACUUAGUAAACGAGGAGCAUCUUUAUGAAAAGAGGUCAUCUUUGGAAAAGCACGCAGAACCGAUGAUUAUCACAGAAGCUACAUUGGAAAUCAACACCGAUCAACAAUCUGAGAAAAUUCAUCAGCAUACUCGUGAGCUCUUAAAACACCCUGAUGUAGGAGUGAAUGUAGAUGAUGAACAACCAGCAGUCCUUGGUGAAUCAUCUCUUGUGGAAAACUGUGGUUUUGAGCAAAAGAAAAAUGUUGAAGCAUCUUCCUCGAGGAAAGGGAAGGAUCGGACUAAAGUUGAUCGAUCAGUGUCCCUCUGUAUUGAUGUAUCCCCAGAGACCAAGAUCGCAGGAUCUACAUCACCGGAUUUUAUAUCUAUUCGCACCCCAGCUAAGAAGGAGCGUAGGCGGAUUUCAAGGAAGCGGAAGUGCAUAUUUGAUGAAUCUAUUGUGAUCCCAAAUGAGGUAUUCAAGCACUGGAUUGGCGAUGCAAAUGACUUAGUUUGCAAGAGAAGGAAAUCCCCUCAUUCCAGUUAUUUUGCAUGGAAAGUACAUAAAAUUUCCUCACUUCCUCAGAGUUUUGAGGAGCCUCUUAUUCCUUGUAGUCUUUCGAUUGAUAUUGCAUCAGCAAUUAGCAAAAUUAGAUCAGCACAGCAUGGGCCUGCAGAAACAGUAGAAAUUCCUCUGCGUGAGGACAUGCCAGACUCUCCUUAUAAACUCAGAUCUGGGGAACAAAUACCUAUUGCUUCUGCUACAUCUAUGCAUGAGUAUUUACCUGAAUCUCCUGGUACCCUCAGAUGUGGAGAACAAAUACCUGAUGCUCCUGCGGCAUCUCUGCAUGUGGGUGUACCUGAAUCUCCUAAUACUCUCAGAUAUGAUGGAGAACAAACACCUAUUGCUCCUACAACACCUGUCACUGGCUCAAGUUCGCUGAGAUUUCAUGAUACGCAAGGAACUUCUAAAUCACACAUAGAACCAGCAAGUUCAGCUGAAAUCACAGAGAAAGAAGCACUUUCCAUGGAGGAUGUAGAAUUUGAAAUGAAUUUAAUGGACGAGGAGAUCAAUUCAUUUGAAGGGGAUACCUCAGGAAAAUGCAAAUAUUCCCUGAGAACAGGAAAGGUCGCAAAAUUCCUGUUUGAAAACUUCCUUGCUCGGAAGGGGAAGGAGGAGGUAGAAGUUGUCAACUUGUCCUUGCUUAUGAAGGGGAAAACAAAGGGAGACAGUGCAAGGGUGUUCUACGAGAUACUGGUUCUGAAAUCAGGAGGCUGUAUAGAUGUGCGGCAGGAUGAUGCCUACAGUGACAUUCUUUUGCAAAAACUCCCAAGACUAAAGCAGACCUUUGAAGCUGAGUCCUGAAUCUAUAUAUAUAUGUUCACAAAGAGAGCUGUGUUGGUAAAUAGUAGCCAGAGGAAACAAUCACAUGACAUAUAUGCUUUUAUAUAUGUUUGGUAGUAUAUAUGAGUGGAAGAGCGCUUUUCUUUGCUAGCUAUUGCUCUUCCUCCUUAACAUGAAGGCAAGUUAGGUUAUUGUUAACUAUUAUGUCUUCUAUCAGGAAUUAGUUGAAUUUAUUGUCAAUGUUUUGGUUUAUAACUACUACUGGUGCCCAAUUUAACCACUUGUGAAAAGCUAUUACUCCAAUUUUCUUUAACAUCAAAUACACGAAAAGGCUUUUUAUGA